GCACAAAGCCCCCACAAACCCUAGAAUUACAAAAACGCCCACUUUCAUCUCUCCGCAGAUCACCAUCAAUCUUCUCCCAAAUCUUGCUCUAAUCUCCACCGUUCAUUUUUCCCGCAUUCCUGAUCUCCGCCGCCAUCAACCGCCUCCGCGCGACCCGAUUGCCAGCCCACGAGCCUUCGCUGCAUCUUCACUGAAUCAGCCAUAACAGCUCGGUUAAUGUGCAAAUGGAGGGAAUUCAUGGAGGAGAACCGGGGAUGAUGCAUUAUUUGCAAGAUCAAAAUCAUCAUGGACUGCAUCAUCACCAUAUGAGCAACGGGGAUGCCAUUGAUCCAGACGAGCAUGGCGAAGAGAACAACAUUGUAGCAACUGGAGGGGUAAAUGAAGUCAUGGAUGGGGAUGUUGGAGUUAAUAUGGGGAACCAAUCUGAUAAUGGUACAAUGAUUCAGCAUGUAGGGGGCGGUGACAAUAGUAAUCAGCUCAGUCUUUCCUUCCAGGGUCAAGUUUAUGUGUUCGACUCGGUGUUACCGGAGAAGGUUCAAGCUGUACUUCUUUUAUUGGGAGGCCGUGAAAUGCCUCCUAACAUUCCCACUGUUCCAGUAUCUUCUCCAACUAACAGGGGUGUAUCCAGUACUCCACAGAAGCUCAAUGUUCCCCAAAGAUUGGCUUCACUCAUAAGAUUCCGCGAAAAGCGUAAAGAGCGGAAUUUUGAUAAGAAAAUACGUUAUACAGUUCGGAAGGAAGUUGCUCUAAGGAUGCAACGGAACAAAGGCCAAUUCACAUCCUCAAAACCGAAUCAUGAUGAUAGUGCAUCAGCAGUGUCAAGCUGGGACUCAAAUCAGAGCUGGGGAGCUGAUGGCAAUGGAUCUCAUAUUCAAGAUAUUUCUUGCCGGCAUUGUGGUAUCAGUGAGAAGUCUACUCCAAUGAUGCGCCGCGGCCCAGAAGGACCAAGGACCCUUUGCAACGCUUGCGGACUCAUGUGGGCAAAUAAGGGGACUUUGAGGGACCUAUCCAAGGCGGCCCCACUGGGAGCCAACCCCCCGCGCAACAGAAGUGUGGAGAAUGGGAACUUUGAGGCGGAAGAAAUGGUCCUGAGCGCUGCUGGGAACGGCAAUGAUUCGUCUGGAUGAUAUAUCCAUUUCGCUCUGUAGAACUAAUAGAAAUGACAUUUAUAACUAGCCUAGCUUCAGCUGUUUAUGUAAUAGGUGAAGAAGUGGGUUUCAGACAAGGUAAAGUUUUUACAAAAAGAGUGCUCUUUUCUACAUGUGAUUGUUGUUGUAUCAGAAUCCGAUACUGUUUGAAAUUACUGUUAUAAUGCAUGUAACAUAAUAGUAUAUGGGGUUUUCCCUCUCUUUUCUCUCACAAAA
Messenger RNA from Salvia splendens (bonfire salvia), 1364 nucleotides. Its product is annotated as GATA transcription factor 28. The coding region runs from base 225 to 1127 and encodes 300 amino acids. The record is from RefSeq and is a predicted model, not a curated record. The transcript has 8 exons. Gene Ontology annotation, biological process: regulation of DNA-templated transcription. Lineage: Eukaryota; Viridiplantae; Streptophyta; Magnoliopsida; Lamiales; Lamiaceae. Gene Ontology annotation, molecular function: zinc ion binding; sequence-specific DNA binding; protein binding.